GUGAGCAACGCUCCUGUGUUUUACAUUCGCGUAGUCAACACAACGGUGACUGCGGUCGUCGAGGGUUUCUCGGGGGGUAUGUAACGUCGGGUAAAGUGUAAUGUACGGGGGUUAGGGUAAGGAAUAAGUGAGAAGUAAAAUAGACUUUAUAUAUAGACGUUGAGUUGGGAGUUGAUUGAUAAAAAGAACGAAUGGUGCAACAGCGAAGGGUUUAUGUGGUGAAUUUGAUUAAUUUUUUUCUUGUUGAGAAUGGGUUAAGAUGUUGCGAGUUGGACGCUCGAUCGUUUGGGAGAGGGGUGUAUGGUGCGAGCAGGGCUGAGAAUAAGUUUAUUGAGGAAUUGAAGGGGUAGUAUUCAGUCGUGAAUGUGGGAAAGCAUCUUGGUUCUCGAAUCGCGAGUAUUCAUAAGUGAUUUGCCAUAAAAAGAACGGGAAAACACAUGAAUCACAAGAAUACAAGAACCAAGGAAAACGAAGUGGGGAAAAAUGAAAAAAGUGCGAGAGAGAUAGAACAAUUUGGGCUGCUAUAGUUUCGCGUGUGCGUGUUUGCCUGUGUAUAUAUUUUUGCCUAUGUGCCUCGUGCUGGACCAAGAUGGCGGCUCUCGAACAUAUGACAAUGACGACUACGGAUCGCGAGCCUACUAGACAUAAUGACGUGAAAUCAUCAAUAAAAUUUAAACUAUUAUCGAUCGGUGCAACUUUAUCUAGAUUAAUGAGACUUUCCGAAAUAAUGAAUCUAAAGAAUAUUACAAGCGCCUCCGAGCAUAGACCGGAAACGGGUGAUUGUUGUCGCCAACUCGAGUGGUCGUCUGUCAUUUCGCGUUUGACGUAUGCUUGUUUAUCAAUGAUAAUAACAUUUGAUAAGUCAACGAACUGUCGAGUACAGUGGUUUCUAUUGAUAAACAGUGGUUCGGAAUUUAAUUUAAUGAACUAAAGCGCGACUCGUUAAGACACGCGCGCGGCAAGGCCCGUUUGCGGGAUAUAAAUUCCCGCGGUAACGCUACCCGAAGCCAUGAUAAUAUACCGCGGCCGAUUAUGGCCACGAAGCAUCCAAAAAGUACGCGCUGGCGUUGCACCGGCUGCUGCGCCUUCGUGAACUCAACGACCAAUAUUGGCGAGUCUAAGUUCUGCAAAGAUUGCAACAACGGCUCCCCUCAGCAACAAGAUACGGAUACGACCGAUUUACCUCUGUCACCCAAUUCCCCGGAAGGCUCGCGUACCACGGAGCGUUCUGGUAUUUCCCGACCUUCCGAAUCUUCGCCCUUGUGCUCGGAAAGCACGUCACCCUCCUCGUCCUUGACCUCCUCUUCCUCCACCUCCGUACCUACCAAUCUACCUAUCAGCCAUAGCCUCACUGAAAAUGCUGUCCAGGAUGGAGCACUGUUCGAUGGCAGCCAGGAAAAUACUGGCGGAGCUGUCUUUUCGGAGGAACAACAGCAUACCUCGUUUAUUACUCUUGGUUUCGAGAUAAGCGAAUCAGCACCAGGAGCGGAGGAUCCGAAACGCGUAUUGUAUCGUCGUGGUUCUUGGUCGGGGCCUAGUUCAUCGGCGAAUAUAUCAGCGGUACCAAGGAGAUCGCCGUCUCUGCCGUUAUUGGUAACACGAUGGACGUGUAUACGUUGUUUGCAGACGAAUAGCUGCAGCGCCGCGCCUCUGUGCGCUGCAUGCGGGGCAAGUUCGUCGAUAGCGAAAACAAAUGGAAAGUUGAUUGGUGUCCGUCGUGGAAAGCGUUUGAAGGCAUUGAAAUUGGGUAGUACGCGACAGGAUUCAAGAUCAGAAAUAACGAGUACGCUGGGAGGAACGUCAGGACUGUCGUCGGGUCGUCGAAUGUUCGAAGCGGGUAUAACGAGCAUGGCGCAAUUGAGUGGCUUAAGCCGGAGUGGAGAUCGUGGCCAAACGAAUAGAGAAGAAUGGAGCUUACCGCCUGUAGAGACGAUGGAUUCCCCGGGGCUUUCAUAUGCGGGAAUACCCGAGAGUGCUCAAUGUUCACCAAAGAGACACGGUUCCUCGGUAUACGAGCGUGUCAAGUCGAAAGUCAGUAGAUCACUGUCGAAUGGAUCGGUCGUGCAGAAGCUCGGUGACCAUGCUAUCCAACGACCGACCAGUUUAAUAGUUUCAGAAGCGAAGCAUCACGACGAUGGACUUUGGAGUUGCGACAAUUGUACGUUGGAUAAUUCUUCGGGCUUGGAGCAAUGCGAGGCUUGCGACGCGCCGAGAACUUCGGCACCGUGCAGCGGCGUUGUUAUAAGCGUACCAUCUUGGGAACCGAGGCCUCUGUCCUCGGCAGGACCGUUGUCCUAUCGAAGAUCGUAUUCCGAAGUCGAUGCCGUUGCGAGAGCAACGCGAAAAAAAGUGGUCAAUCGUCGAAGUUUGAACGACGACGAUCCACCGGCGGUACCACCCCACUCAAUGGCCUUCAAUUCUCGACCGAAAUAUUCUUACAUCGGUAUAACCGAUCCCGACGUUCCACCGCCACUACCGAAGAAACAGGGCGCUAGUGGCGUCACCGGUAACGGAAACAAACUCGGCCUCACUGCGGUCAGAGCUCAUAGCGAAUCCACGAGUCCGAUCGAGCUAAGCGGAAACGCCAGCUCAUCGAGUCCUCUCAAACGCAUGUGGACUUGUCGCCAGUGCUCGUACGCUUACAAUCCCCUGUGGUCAUCGGCCUGCGACAUUUGUGGCUCAACGAGAUCACCCGCUUCGCUGCUACAACCCAGUGUCAUAACUGUCACCAAAGACGCUACCAACUUUCGCGGCCCGGUCGAAUCACCGAUCGUCGUUUCCCGCGACAGCGUUCGUUACAUACCUCCCAAAGCUGCGACCCUAGCAACUGCCGAAUCCGAUCUCGAAGAUCAUAUUGAACAACAGUUACCACCCUCUUGGACCUGCAAAAAAUGCACUCUCCUUAAUGCCUCGACAAGAGCAACCUGCGAAGCUUGCGGAGGCUCCAAACUUCGUAGCGUAACUCACGUCGAAGAUCCGACUUUGCGUAAAGGCGAAAGUUGGGUAUGCCCCUCCUGUACACUCCGAAAUCCCCUUACCGCCCAAAACUGCAACGCUUGUAAAACACUCGCCGAUUUUCUCGAAGUACCCCGACUUGAGACUCGCGUUUCAGGACAAAAAAGUCCUUCCCCCCGAGCCACUUGCGGCUCUCAUCACGCCAAUCCAAAAAUCAACGUCACGCCCAGGCAUCGCAAUUCCGUCAGACGAAACGGCAGCUCCGGGAUUGCUGAUAAAUUGUCAUCGAGGAUUAAGGAUAACACGAAUCCUGGUAAUACUCCAGCCGUUGGUCACACACAGUGGCAAUGUAAACUUUGUACUUACGAGAACAAAAGUACCAAUGGAAUUUGCGACAUGUGCCAAAGCUCAAAGAUACUCUCGAUGCUGGCUGUUGACCGACCGAGAAUAAGCGAACCCGGGACUAGCACGCUUCGCAUACAACGUCAAGAGAGCGUCGUUAUGGAAAAUUUACGUCAUAUAGAGGAGCGCGAGGCACUCGACAAGUGGGAAAGAAUCGUUCGCUAUUGCAAAGAAACGAACGAGCCCUUCGUCGAUGAUUCCUUUCCACCCGCUCCGAAAUCUCUCUACUACAAUCCAGCUGAUACUAAAGACAAUCACGUUGUCCAGUGGAGAAGGCCUCAUCAAAUCAACGUCGAUUCUAGUGUCGAUUCCAAGUUACCCUGGGCUGUUUUCAGAACACCAUUGCCAUCAGACAUUUCUCAAGGUGUUUUGGGCAAUUGUUGGCUACUAUCGGCACUCGCUGUACUUGCCGAGAGCGAUGAACUCGUUAGAAGGGUUUUGGUCAUGAGAGAAACCUGUCCCGAAGGAGCUUAUCAAGUUAGGCUUUGCAAAGAUGGCAAAUGGACAACUGUACUCGUCGAUGAUCUUCUUCCUUGUGACAAACGAGGACACCUCGUUUAUUCGCAGGCGAAAAGAAAACAACUGUGGGUGCCUCUGAUAGAAAAAGCAGUUGCCAAGAUCCACGGUUGUUACGAAGCUCUGGUGUCAGGUCGAGCGAUCGAGGGAUUAGCUACCCUGACCGGUGCUCCUUGUGAGAGCGUACCGCUGCAACCAUCGGCACUGCCCAGUGAGGACGAACUCGACAAAGAUCUUAUUUGGGCCCAAUUACUGUCAUCGAGACAAGCCAUGUUUCUUAUGGGUGCUAGUUGUGGCGGCGGUAACAUGAAAGUCGACGAGGAAGAGUAUCAACGAAAAGGCUUACGACCAAGGCACGCUUAUUCCGUUCUUGAUGUCCGGGACGUCCAGGGCAUAAGGCUGCUGCGAUUGCGAAAUCCGUGGGGUCACUACAGUUGGAAGGGCGACUGGUCAGACGACAGCCCCAUAUGGACGCCUCAGUUGCGAGAAAUGCUGAUGCCACACGGUGCUUCGGACGGUGUUUUCUGGAUAUCAUUCGAUGACGUGCUAAAAUACUUCGAUUGUAUUGAUAUUUGCAAAACCCGCGUUGGCUGGAGCGAAGUAAGACUGCGGGGUACGUUGCCGCCUUUGUCGUCGCUGAGGCAUUUGUCUUGCGUUCUUCUGACGGUACUCGAACCCACGGAAACGGAAUUUACGCUCUUCCAAGAGGGCCAAAGGAAUUCAGAAAAAUCGCAACGAUCUCAACUGGAUCUGUGCGUCGUUGUAUUUCGGACACGCUCGGCGGCAGCCCCGGAAGUUGGUCGGUUGGUCGAGCACAGUAAACGUCAAGUUCGAGGUUUCGUUGGUUGUCACAAGAUGCUUGAACGUGAUCUAUACGUGGUUGUUUGUCUCGCCUUCAAUCAUUGGCACACGGGUAUGGAAGAUACGUCCAGUUAUCCCGAGUACGUUCUCGCAAUCCACAGCUCUAAGAGACUUCUCGUGGAACAAAUUUCACCGCCGGCAUUCGUACUCGCAGAUGCUAUUAUUAGUUUGACCCUGGCGAAGGGACAACGGCAUGAGGGACGAGAAGGAAUGACUGCUUACUAUUUAACCAAAGGUUGGGCAGGAUUGGUCGUUAUGGUAGAAAAUCGUCAUGAUAACAAGUGGAUUCAUGUAAAAUGUGAUUGUUACGAGAGUUACAACGUUGUGUCGACACGGGGGCAACUCAGAACAGCUGACAGUGUUCCACCUUUGCACAGACAAGUGAUCCUCGUGUUAACGCAAUUGGAGGGUAGCGGUGGUUUUUCCAUAGCUCAUCGUCUAACCCAUCGCUUGGCCAACAGUGGCAAUCUCCACGAUUGGGGUCCUCCGGAUACGCAGCAUUUUCCACAGAUCGACACUCAGGUCGAGGGUCUUCAUAGUCCUCGUUUAAUCACCUGAAUAUCAAAAGUGUCUGAAAAUCGGUACGAUUCUUGAAAAUUCCGAAGAAACAUUUUGUUUCGGUGCUACAUGCGACAAAUCCACGAGAGAUAUCGUAACGGGGAUCCUUGAACGAAACCUCCGAUAGUCAACAUUCCCCAAGUACGUCUUAGCAUUUCAAUUCGUUACGACUGCAAGCAAUGCAACUCCGAAGAACGAUAAAUAAAACAAACGAAAAAUAGUGUUACGAAAAACGGAUUUUAAGAAAAUCAUCGAAUAUAUAAUUCGACGUUCCGAGUGGUGUCUAAUGUAGAGUGAACGACGACGUUCACGAAAUACUUUGCUUGCGAUAUACGAACAAAGACACAAUUAUUUUCUCAACUUAACGAUUAAGUGUCUGCCGCGUGAAUGCGGCGAGCGACGAACGCCUGAACGAAGGUGCGGUUGAAAUUCUUGUUUUUAAGAUGUAGGAUUAAUGAAUCUCUCGAAUAGCAAAUACGUUAUUCUUAUUAUAAUCAUUAUAAUUUAAUCUUGAUAUUAUUGAUUUAUUUUUAUAAUAAUGCGAGUUCACCUAUGGUGGCUCCAUAGUUGUAUUUAGGAACGCGUUUUUCAUUUAGUUACAAUCAAAUUUGUUAAAAAUUCUUUUCACUAUCGCAUAGGCUCGAAUAUUUUUUUCUCUCUCCGACGUAUCCACUGAGAUUGAGACCACACUCCGGCUAUAUUAGUGUAUUGCUAAGACACCAAAGAUGUUCGGAAGAAGUUAAGCCUUUUUUGUUCAAGAGUCGCGAGAUUCCGUUGUAGUCGAGCGACACCAGUCUGAAUUUAUCGAUGAGAGUGAAUCUUUGUAGAAUUUUUUUGUAACUCCUGGUUGAAUCGUUUUUAAUGCGUUUUUGCUCGGCCUGUCUCGAAAAAGCGGUACUCGAGACGAACAAUGAAUAAUUGAUUUUUGAACUGAACAUUUUCUCGAUGUGCGGUCAUGUUAAAUAUGUAUAGACAUCUUCAAUCAGGAUAUAAUUAGUUUCUUUUUUAUUGUUAUAUACUCGAAGCACAAAUUGAGAUAUAAGUUAUUCCACGAUCAAUGCUCGUUGGUUUUUUGUAUGAUUCGUGUACAAAAACACUGCUGUUAUCGCAGAAUUAUUAUUUCUUUCUCAAUAUUUCUUGCACGAAUCUCAGUUUCAUAAUGUGAAAAUACGAUGAAAAAAACAACUUUAUCGAAGAUCAUUCGUUGCAAAUCGUGAUGGGGAAAGACCAUUUUUUUUCUAUGUACAUUCGAACGAGUUACUCGGGGGAUUUUUCGGUAUAGGGAGUGGAGGGUGAAUCGUCUGUGUUCUAUUGUUGAUAAUAUCAACAUUGAUUAGAAAAAUCAUAGUUUUUUUUUGCAUUUCUAUUAUUAUUUUUUAACUUCAAUAAAUAAUAAUUACGAGAGCCGUAAAUGACGCAAUUGCCAGGCAUUGUUUUUUGCUCCCGGUGGCACAACCAGUUCGGUAUUGUCGAUAAUUGGGAGAAUAAAAGUCCCCAUGACGUAUACUUUAGGAUGUAUAAUAUAUAAAGUUUCACUGGUGAGAAUGAGAGCGCGAUGGUGCCAGUGUACAUUGUGACGUUACCAUAAAUACUUCGUGAACUACACAAAAAUAGAGGAGAAAAUUAAAACGAAUAAUUAUAAAUAAAGAAUUGAAAGAAAUAAUUUCACCAUAUUUCAAAUAAUGCGAAACUCGAAAAUGAACAUUCGUGAUAUUUAAUGUUUGGAAAACGUCAAACUGCCGUAUCCCAUUAGUCCUUUGACAAUGGUUGACAAAAACAGAAUUUUCAUAAAGGAUGUAGCGCAGAGCCAUUAUUUCGACAAUUCAUGCAUUUCAAUUGAGAGUGAGAGAAAAAAAAAGCGAAGAAGAGAAAAAAGGAACAAGUAGAAAUUGAAAAUUGUCUGCACCGUACUACACUGGAACGUAGUGAUGUGACAAUAUCUAACGCUGUGAUCAGUCGAUCACUUUUUUUGGACGCGAAAAAGCCGCGAUCUGAAGGUGCCUGUAGAUGUGUGAUUGUAAACAAACGAAAGCUUACAAACUUGUUUCAAAGAUUAAAAAAAUAAAAAAAUAAAAAAAACAACGGUAAACGACUAAUAAAAUAGUGUUGAACGAUUGCACUGACAGUAAUUGAGAGUUUUCGAGUGAUCCGCUACUUUCUGAAUAGCGUAAAUAUCUUUCGCACCGAAAAUUUUGGUUUUUAGGUUGUUCAUUCGUUCAUCAGUAGUCGAAUCAUGUUAUUCUGCUAAACUUUUGCUUUCUCACGCUCAUUCGUAAUUCUCAGUUGUUUUAUAUUCCUCUCGCAUUGAUAUUUCCAAAGUUUGGCUCGUUGUUAUCGAAAGUGAAGAUUUGGCAAAGCGCUUCAACCACCGAGCUCGGUGGCUCUCAUCUCCAGAGCCAAUUCUUCCUUGCGUUCAGGCAGUUACGAGUUUACAUUAGUCUCAUUAAUUUGCAAGCGAUUACGGGGCUUGUGCGAACUAAAUAGGAACAUACGUAAACACGGAAAUACCGAAGAAUAUAAAACAGUCAAGGACACAACAUAACGCAAACGCGCGCCCUCGCUUUUUGACGAUUCCGAAGGAUUAUUGAGCUGACCACUUGUGCCAUACAUAAUUGAACAUUUAGAUCCAAAAAGAUAAAGAAAAUGAGAGAAAAAAGAGUGAGCUAAUGAGGAGGAGGAGGAGGAGGAGGAGGAGGGACAGAGACAGAGAAAAGAAACCAAGAAAAACAUAGUGAUCGAUAAUAAUUUUAUAGCGAAUCAUUCCAUUGGCACGUCACGAUGUACCGCGAGACCCUUUUUUCUCUGACGACACAAAAACAACAAAAAAUUCUAUUUUACAUAACGCGUAGUUGGCGAAGAAGUUGUAAUGUUGUAUGAAAAUGAAAAAAAAAAAAAAAAAAAAAAAAAACGAAACGAAACAAAAGAAAAAAAAGAACAAAGCAAAUAUUCAUAUGAAAACUAAACCAUGAAAAAUUGAUAAAAUUAUAACAAAUAACGUAAUUAUAAAGACAAAAAGAACUGCGAUUAGUUUUUACUUCAGAAUUUUUCGUUCCCGAAGUUUCUCAGAGCGAAUCGAAUUUCGCAUAAUGUUGAAUUUCGUAAUAAGUAUCGAUUCAGCUUCGUGAUAACGAGCUUCGGUAUGUCCGGUUAAAAGCCAUAACCAAAUAAAUAUGAAACGAUAUUGAAUUUUGAACUUUCACGUGUCUCGGGAUAUUUUAUCAUCGGAACGGUUUUCUUUAUCUUUUCACUUAGUGAAAAGGAAAAGAGUCGAAAUAGAAGGAAGAUGAAAAUUCGAGUUGUAUAUAUGUGAAAAGAGGAAAAUUGAGCGAGCGAGAGAGAGAGAGAAAGAGAGAGAGAGAGUGAAUACAAAAAACAACGUUGGCAUAUUUAUUCUUUCGAGGCAGCUAGGAAAAUGGAAAGAAGAAAAAGGAAAGAAGUUUGAAACGAUGGAAAAAUAUGAUAAGAUAAAGAAGAGAGAAAUGGUAAAAAAAAUGAAUUUGCACAUCGCUGGCGUUCUACGUUCACAGUUUAAUUUGCAUGCGCUUCUCGUCGUCGUUGUCAUAGCGUUAACCUAUAUGAUAACGCCGUAAUAACAUUUUUAUUAUCGUCAUUAUGGUUAUUAUUGAAAAGUUAGUAAUAUAUUGAAAAUUGCAAGUAAAAAAGAAGAAAAAAAAAAACAACUGGAAGUGAACACGAAGAAAAAAGUGGCACGUCGACGGGACGAGUAUGUCGACGUCGAUUCAGAGUGUGAUAUGUAAAAAAAAAAAAAACGAUGCAGAUUUAGACGCACGCGAUCGCGAAAUUUUUCGGUAGUAGAAAAUUUCCAAAUCGAAAAAUAUAUAUCAUUUUUAAUAUAAUUUUGAAAAUAAUAUUUAAGCGCUUGUUUGUAAAUGCAAAAAUCGCCUAGAUUUUCUGACAACCGUAAAUUCGAAGUUGUUCAUUUUUAUGGAUACAUUAACCUCGAUAUUUGUGAAAGAAUUGAAGCGCGAUCAGCAGAAAGAGCGAAGAAUUUGAUAGAUAAUUGUUAUUUUCGUUUUGAAAAUUUUCGAAUGUCUCGAAGUACUUGGUACUUCCGUUAAAUUAGUCAUUUUCGAGUAAGUCACGAAAUUAGUAAAGUAAUGCCCGUUUGGAGUUUGGUGUGUCGUGUGUGUGCGCGCGCGUGUGCGUUCGUCGAGGAUACAAAGAAAUCUGAUAUAAAUGUGAUAUCCAACUUUUUCAAUUGCCAAUCGAGAUCAGAUAAUAUGCAAUACGUCUUAGUACAUAUAUUUACUCUCGUACAUGGCCAUCGAUCAUUUUCAUUUCUUUUUUUUUGUCUGUCCUUUUUUCAGUUUUUGGGUUAUGUUAUCGACGCGAGUACUCGUUACGUCUGCACGUCGCCAGCCCAAAGUACCUAGACAUACUAUAUUCUUAAUAUGUGAAAAAAACAAAAAUAUUAAAAUAAAUAACAAUAAUUGAAGAAAUACGUGUCUCACUGUAUUUGUAUGAUAAUGCAUAGGUUAUGGGUCCGCGAAGAUGUUGUCGAAAACACGUCGCCCUCCUCAAGGGAGAAGAAACCGAGUGAGAACAAGAGAAAAACAAAAACAGAGCGAGAGAGAGAGAACGAUGAAAAAUACCCCGUGUACUGCGUGUAUGGCGCUCCAUUUUUGUAAGAAUAUGUUAAUUUUCGAGAAAAAACGAGAGAGACAGGGAGAAAAAGUGAGGGAGAAGGAUGAUGAAAAAAAUGACAUGAUACGGAAUGACAUGCAGAGGGAUGAGAGUUCGCGUAAACCCUUCAAAAAAGUAGGGAUUAGCACCAUUCGAAGAAAAAAAAUUAAAAACAAAAAAAAUAGAUCUUCAAUCUUCUUUAACACAUAAUAAUUGUCAAUAAUUCAUAAAUUAUAAAUGUUUAAUGAUAACAUCGAUUAUACUAGCAUUUUAUAACAAAUACAUUGAUAAUUAUUAUUUUGCUGAUUACAAUGUAUGUUUUUUUCAAUUGAAAAAUCAUUGGAAUACUUUAUGUUGGUGCAAAUCUCUUCCUACUCCCAAAGUUCUGCCUACGUCUGCCUGCCUACAUAAGGACGGAUCUUACCAAGGUACUUUUGUCUUAGGAAUACGUAUAUAUUUCUGUAGGCGAAGACUCUGCCCGUAGGUUCGAAACACCAAAAUUAUUUGGUAAUAUCUAUAAAACGAAAAAUUUGCAGAUUAACAUCCCAGAAUGUGAGCAAUCAAUAAUGUGAUAGACCCGUGAACAAACUGUGUGAACGCUAACUCAAAUUGAUCCAAUGAAUUUGGGAAUAAAAGUGAAAAAAAUUGCGUAUAUGACAACACUGUUCGAUUCGGAUGGACUUGAACUGAACGAGGUGCGGAGAAAGACGGUGGUGUAAUCGUGAAAUGUUUGUCUUUACUUUCGCCAGCCAUUAUAUUGAAUGUAUAUAUAUAAAUAAAUAUCAAGAAUAUUGACAUGCAUACACAUGUACUGUAUGUAUACGAGAUAGAACUUCAUAUUUAUAUUAUAUAUUCAAUAUAUAAAACAAAGAAGCAACAAUUUUGAAUAUUUACUACCGUAUGUUUAAAAAACAAAACAAAACAAAAUGAUAUCGAAAUUGUGUUGUCCCCCGAUUUGUAUCGUGUAGGCACGUUUAAUAAUAAAUCGAAAUAUUAUCUA
This is a messenger RNA of Venturia canescens, 10936 nucleotides long. Its product is annotated as calpain-D-like. Gene Ontology annotation, molecular function: calcium-dependent cysteine-type endopeptidase activity. The record is from RefSeq and is a predicted model, not a curated record. Gene Ontology annotation, cellular component: cytoplasm. The transcript has 8 exons. Lineage: Eukaryota; Metazoa; Arthropoda; Insecta; Hymenoptera; Ichneumonidae. Gene Ontology annotation, biological process: proteolysis. The coding region runs from base 1033 to 5292 and encodes 1419 amino acids.